AUGAAUACUUCAGUAGCUGUGUGUUUUGCUUUUUGCCUUGCUCCUUUAACGUUAGGACACAGAGAUCCUCAUUUUUGGAACGGUCGCAACACAAUUGUAAAUCUGUUUGAAUGGAAGUGGAGGGAUGUGGCAGAUGAGUGCGAAAGAUUUCUUCAACACAAAGGUUAUGCUGGUGUUCAAAUUUCUCCUCCAAAUGAAAAUCUGGUCAUUGAGAAUAGACCCUGGUGGGAGAGAUAUCAACCUGUAAGUUACAAGCUAAAAAAUCGAUCAGGAAAUGAAACCGAUUUCACUGAUAUGACGCGUCGAUGUAAUGCUGUUGGCAUAAGGAUAUACGCCGACGUUGUUGUGAAUCAUAUGACCGCUGGAAAUGGUAUGGGAACCGGGGGCAGUGAAGCUUAUUAUCACAACACCACUUAUCCUGCAGUACCGUAUAAUCCAAAUGAUUUUCACAGACCGUGUGGUGUUAAAAACUAUCAAGAUCCUGUCAAUGUUAGAAACUGUAGACUUAAAGGUCUUGCUGAUUUAAAUCAAGGCCUCGACCAUGUACGGGAGGAAAUUAUUGUUUUUAUGAACCACCUGAUAAGUUUAGGAGUAGCAGGUUUUCGUAUUGAUGCCGCAAAACACAUGUGGCCUACAGAUUUAGCAUACAUAUUUUCAAAAUUAAACAAUCUCAAUGUUAAUUUCGGUUUUUCAAGCAAUUCUAAACCCUUCAUUUAUCAAGAAGUUAUCGAUUAUGGAGGUGAAGCCAUAAGUAAACACGAAUACACAGAUUUGGGUUCUGUAGUUGAAUUUAAAUUUAGCUACGAGCUAUGUAAUGCAUUUCGAGGUAAUAACAAACUAAGUUAUUUGAAAAAUUGGGGACCCGCCUGGAGUUUGCUUCCAAGCGAUAAGGCAAUAGCUUUUGUUGAUAAUCACGAUAAUCAGCGUUCUGGUGGAGUGACUUUAACAUACAAAGAACCUAAAAAGUACAAGAUGGCUAUAGCUUUCAUGUUGGCUCAUCCAUAUGGAACAACUAGAAUCAUUUCAAGUUUCAGUUUUGAUGAUAAAGAUCAAGGUCCACCAGCAGAUGCAAGUGGCAAUUUAAUCUCCCCGAAAAUCAAAGAAGAUGGAAGUUGUUCAAAUGAAUACGUAUGUGAACACAGGUGGAAGCAAAUAUCUAACAUGGUUGAAUUCCGAAAUGUUGUUGCUGGAACAAAUGUUGAUAAUUGGUGGUCAGAUGACAAUCAGCAAAUUGCAUUUAGUAGAGGCAAUAAAGGUUUUGUUGUGUUUACAAACGGCGGGCAAAUUAACAAAGUAUUUCAAACUGCGUUGCCACCUGGUACUUACUGUGAUGUAAUUUCUGGAGAAGUGUUGGAUGGAAAAUGUACAGGGAAAACCGUUACAGUUGGAGAGGAUGGAAUGGGUCAAGUUUUGCUAAGUGAUGUAGAAGGAGAGGGUGCUUUAGCAAUUCAUAUAAAAGCAAGACUAAAUUUUAUGUAG
This is a messenger RNA of Zophobas morio, 1479 nucleotides long. Its product is annotated as alpha-amylase-like. Bases 1 to 1479 code for a protein of 492 amino acids. The record is from RefSeq and is a predicted model, not a curated record. Gene Ontology annotation, biological process: carbohydrate metabolic process. The transcript has 6 exons. Lineage: Eukaryota; Metazoa; Arthropoda; Insecta; Coleoptera; Tenebrionidae. Gene Ontology annotation, molecular function: alpha-amylase activity; cation binding.